Messenger RNA from Dermacentor andersoni, 1430 nucleotides. RefSeq lists its product as uncharacterized. The record is from RefSeq and is a predicted model, not a curated record. NCBI's taxonomy places the organism in Eukaryota, Metazoa, Arthropoda, Arachnida, Ixodida, Ixodidae. Gene Ontology annotation, biological process: positive regulation of DNA-templated transcription. Gene Ontology annotation, cellular component: nucleus. Gene Ontology annotation, molecular function: DNA-binding transcription factor activity.
UAUCGGGCCAAGCAAAAAAAAUCCUUGACACAAGUUUUUCGGCCUCCUGCGGCUCGAGGGGGAGAAGAAAAUAGUAGAAGACAAGAACGAGAACGCGUCCACGUUGGAGAUGAAACGCCAUACGUCGGCGUUCUGGAGUCGCACGCUUUCCGAGCACGCCAUAAAACGAGUCACUGCACAGCAAACGGCAGCUACUCAACAGUCGCAGAUCCACUAAGUUGCGCUCGCUGCGACGCACUUCGCAAAAGCCGCUUGUGCCUCGAGGAUGGCGGCGUCGGGCCGUGCCGCUGGCUCCGCUGGCCUCGACGCCGGUCUCUCCAGAGACGACGACGGCCGGAUGAGCGCUUACAACGGCUACGCCACGCUACAGAGGGACGAUUGCGAGCUGUCGGCGAGCAGCAGCAGCAGCAGCGGCGGGGACGACGACUGCAGCAGCAGCGGCGACAGCAGCAGUAGCAGCAGUUCUAGCAGUGACAGCGGAAACAGCGACGUGGCGCAGGCCGGCGCGUCCCAGUCGGAGGACAUCGACAUCGAAGAUGUGCCGACUGCCUCCAGCGUCGCAGCCGUUGCCGCCUUCAUGGCGAGCGAGCCACAGAUGGGAAUCUGGAUCCAGGCGAUAGUCGAACGACCGGGGGACCUUCCCAGUGACCACCCGGACGAAGUUCACGACUGGAGCGGUUGGCCCAAGUUCGCUCCCAAGAAGAACGCGGACCAACAGCGUGCGAUCGUGCCGAGCCUGCCGGCCAAGGUUCCUCACGUAGCGCUCGUCAACCAGCACGAGUUCCUGCUGCCCAAGAUGGAACUGCUGGUCCACACACAGGGCAGGUUGAUGCAGCCAGCGCCUUCGUUCCGCUGUACCAACUUGGUGGACGACCUGCAGUACACGGCUUGGCUCACCUUCACUAAUUCCGUUGGGGGCGAAUGCGUUGGUCAAUACUCCCACCCGGAUUCACCGCAUCCCGGUUCUUCGUGGAACGGCCGGGUGCUGUCGUUUUCUCGGUUAAAGCUCUUCUCCUACGACGGCUUCACCUCGAAACUGCCUCCGGUCACUCUGAAGUGUAACAACAGUUACCGCAUCCAAGUGAACGUUGGAAUCGUGGACAACAGCGGACACAUCUUGAGCAGGUCGGUCGUCCGCCGCUUUGUCGGUGCCCACUUCAUUGCCGUCACCCAGUUCAGCAAAAAAGCUAGCUGAGGGAACCACGGCCAGAGCUUCAUCUUCAUGUUCUUUCUUUUUUUGUUUCUUUGCCUAGUCUCGCCCAUCCAAGCAACAAGGAAUUCAAGACUAAGGCACGCUAAUUUAAUGUUAUAUACACUGCACUGUUUUCCCGACUUUCAUUGUUUCUGUGAUAAAAGUAAUAAAGACACAUUUGCCGGUACGAAGAGGUCCUUUUUUUUUCUUUGUUUAAUAACAUUUUACACUACAAACA